ACACACACACACACACACACUCGGUUCAGCCUGUUGGUGAACGGGACGGAGCGUGUUAGCCUGCUAGCUCGUCAAGACUUCAGGUCCAUUUUCUGUGCCUCGGUGACAGAGGAGGAUAAACCCUGGCGAUACAAAGCUUCUCUGUACGCGUCCCCUUUCUGCUGCUGCUGCUGCUGUGUUUCUCAGCCUAGUCGUUGGCUGUAGCCCCACUGAGAGGUGUUUGGUCCUACUGGCGGGUGGAGCACCUCUCUCCAGCAGCCAUGUCGGGCUUCAAUCUGCUGCAUCUAAUAACCAAGAGCCAGCCUGUAGCUCUGAGGUCCUGCAGUCUUCCCUCAGGAGCACGUAGGACUAAGAAGACAUGGCCAGUGAGCUUCAGUCAGGAGGAGCUGAGGGAACGCCUCACGCCCAUGCAGUACCACGUGACCCAGGAGAGAGGAACUGAGAGUGCCUUCACCGGAGGCUUCACAGAUCACAAAGAUGAGGGGACCUAUACUUGUGUUGUCUGCGGGUCCCAGCUGUUCAGCUCAAAAACUAAAUUUGACUCAGGAUCGGGUUGGCCGUCCUUCUAUGAACUUGUGAAGGAGGAAGCCGUCUCUGUGGCGGAUGAUUUCUCCUAUGGGAUGCACCGAGUGGAGACCACAUGCAGCCAGUGUGGAGCUCACCUGGGACACCUGUUUGAUGACGGACCAAAACCCACAGGUAAACGCUACUGCAUUAACUCAGCCUCGCUGGGUUUCCAGCCCAAAGACGCCGCCGCCUCUUCCUCAACCUCCGGCUCGGCGGCAGAGGGUGGAGCUGCCGGCGGCGCCGUGAGCGAUGAAAAGACAGAGCUCUGAAAGACUCAGGAACCACAGCCGACUGAGGACUGCGCCCGUGUACGGAGAGUUCACUCACGAGCUAGCUUGUGUUUCUGAUUCACAGUGUAAAGACGGAGUGGGUGAAUAUAUUGCAAAAAGAAAGAGCUCAGACACAGAGCAGAGAAAUACUCUCAUGUAUAAUCUAAAGUGCACGCUUCCAAAACAGUCACAGUCAAAGCUGCACACACACUGUAUCAGCUGAUUGCCUUAAAGGGAACUUGCAGUAUUUUCCAACCUGGGUGUUACUCUUUGACUUUUCAGCACUGUGACUAUUGUUCAUGCUAACAUUGUGUUUGAAGUGGGGAAAGGGGAGCAGGUGGAGGACGUGGUUUGCUCCGCAGUUUACCAAAACAGCUACAGGGAGUUCCAACCAACAACUUUCUGUGAACGCUUGAGUAGCCAGACCUCCCUCCACAGAGCUAGACAGGUAUGGAAGCAGCCAGUAUCACUCUGGUAGAGGAGGAUAACACCCAUGUUAAAAAAUAUUAGCGUUUUCCCUUCAUACCCUUUAAUUUCUCCAGUCUGGGUGGUAGCAUUUGGUCUGCUAAUUUGAACAUGGAUGGCGUGCCGUGCAGUAGUAGUAGACACACAAACACACACACACACACACACACACACACACACACACACACACACACACACACACAGACACUCAUAUAUAUAUAAAUAUAUAAAUGUAGAGGGUUGUUUUAUAUUCUAACUAAAACUAUUAUAUUAGAGUAUAUUUUUGAAGUGAUAUUUGAUACUGAGAGGUUUUGAGGAUUUGAUGAAGUCCCCCAUGUAAGUGCUCCUGUUAGCAGUGACCGAGCAUACUGUGACAGAGGGCAUCUUAUUGUGGUGAUGUGGCCUUUAGGUCACUUCCUGUAUUUGUUCCUUCAGCUUGUUUGCAAAUCUUUUCAGUUUGUGUUCACGGCUUGCUUUAAACCAGUUACUGGAUGAAUAAAAUAUACAGAAACACUGUGA
This is a messenger RNA of Plectropomus leopardus (leopard coralgrouper), 1820 nucleotides long. It is a transcript of the gene msrb3, whose product is annotated as methionine sulfoxide reductase B3. Gene Ontology annotation, cellular component: cytoplasm. Gene Ontology annotation, molecular function: peptide-methionine (R)-S-oxide reductase activity. The record is from RefSeq and is a predicted model, not a curated record. Gene Ontology annotation, biological process: protein repair; response to oxidative stress. Lineage: Eukaryota; Metazoa; Chordata; Actinopteri; Perciformes; Serranidae.